AAAUGAGACAUGGUCUCCAGUCGAUGACCUCCCUCGAUACAAACUGGCCACUGACUGGAAUGCUCCGGCACAGCCAACCUCAUUUGGCAAUGCGCUGCGAAGUGACAACUGUGUUGUGACGCCGUGCAGCCCUUCCCGUUCCCUCCCCUGAAGAAGACUCGGUGGAAUCCAGGGACGACUGGUGAUGGCUGGUCAUGCACCCUUGCCACUGCGAUGGAGAUGAACAGACACGCUAGGGGCGCGUGACGAUGGGCGAACGGGCGGACGCCGUGGCCAGCCGCCCCUUGAAGACUCUGUCCGUCUCCGCGGUUGAAAAACUCCCUUCCCUAGGGGAUUCCCUCUUUUCCUCAUACCCGUGGCCUUUCUUCCGCUUCCACCAGUCCAUGUGCCCUCUCCAGACACAUUUUCAAAGAGAGAGUGGUCGACGACGGCCAGCACAAGCAACAAAGACGCCCUCGCAAAUCACCACCACGAUGCCAUCACUCGUCGUAACGUGGGCGAUGACGGCCUUGCUUCUUGUAUCGCUCUCUACAGCCAACCCGACUAUAUCGUUCCCGCUCAACUCCCAAGUUCCUCCCGUUGCCAGGAUCGGGCAGCUCUUCUCCUUCGUCUUCUCCCCGUCUACCUUCACGUCAAGCUCCGCGAUUGCCUAUAGCCUCUCCAAUCCUCCCAGAUGGCUUUCUCUCGACAGCGAUGCUCGAAGGUUGUUUGGAACUCCAGAGGAAGAAGACGUUGCGCCGGGACGCGUGGUGGCCGUGCCCCUGAAUCUCGUCGCCACUGACGACUCUGGGUCGACGACCCUCUCUGCAACCCUCGUAGUCUCGCGGAGUCCCGGCCCGAUGGUUGAGAUACCGUUCGACAAGCAAGCCCCCGAUUUUGGCACCUUCUCCGCUCCCUCAGCUAUCCUCUCUCCGCCGGGGAAGGCCUUCUCCUUCCGUCUAGACCCAAACACGUUCUCGAAGCCCUCUGAUGCCCCGGUCUCGUAUUACGCCACCAUGGCCGACAACACACCACUCCCGGCCUGGAUAUCCUUUGACCCUACCAGCCUCUCCUUCAUGGGUCAGACACCGCCGUCGGAAUCGCUGGUUCAGCCACCUGAACGCUUCUCCUUCCAAGUCAUUGCCAGCGAUGUCGUCGGGUUUGCGGGCUCUUCGCUGAGUUUUGACAUCGUUGUGGGAAACCACCAGCUCACUGCCAACAAGACCACCAUUGUCUUGAACGCAACCCCUGGGAUCCCUGUUUCAUACACCGGACUGAGGAGCGCCGUCAGCGUGGACGGCAAACCGGCCACAGCCCAGGUCGCGCUGGUUGCCACUACGCCGAACAUUCCCGCAUGGCUUUCGCUGGAUAAUGACACCUGGCGCAUCACUGGCGUCCCUCCCGGGACUGCCGAGUCGACUAACUUCACCGUCACGAUCUGCGAUACGUUCUCGGACGAGCUGAACCUGACUGUUUCAGUCAAUGUGACACGCGACAACGCUGGCCUCUUCCGGGGGACUCCUCCCAACUUUACCGUUAGCCCUGGAGCACACUUUUCAUUCGACCUCAGGCCCUAUCUCUUGAGCCCGCUAGACACAGAGAUUUCGAUUAAGACUGACCCUUCCUAUUCCUGGAUCCGAUUCAACUCCAGUACGGCCACGUUGUUCGGGGACGUUCCGGCGGGACUCACGGACUCGGCUGUCGAUGUUACAGUCAAGGCGGCAUCAAGGGAUUCCAAGAGAUCAGCUUCUUUCUCUUUUGACUUCCUCAUUCGGGCAGUACCUGGCAGUAGGGGCUCGACGCUCACAACGACUGGGCCGGCUGCAACAAAGUCACCGGGCGGGCGACCCUCACUCGCCGGAGACAGCCUCGGAGAUGGGCGUUUCAACCCCCUACUGCUGGCUGUUCUCUUGCCAGUCUUCCUUCUCCUGGCCCUGGCCAUAUGCGCCCUGUUCUGGUACUUCCGCCAACGGCGAGCGAGGCAAAAACCCCCGCUCAGCACUCGCGACAUCUCCGGCCCACUUCCGGGAUCCUUUGUGACAAGAACGGCAAGUCCGAGCGUCUCGCAUUCUCUUCCUGACCUCACCAAACGUUUUGGCAAGAGCUUCUCAGCCGACGACGUUUUUGGCUCUGAGAAGAAGUAUUAUCUCGAGUCCCGAAGCGCUUUCCUAACCAGACCAGACCUGGCUCGGCAUACAGGUGAGGUCCGGAUUUUGGCACCAAACAGCAGCCCUGCCGCCGACCCCGGCGCCGUGCCCGAGGCCACCACAACGCCCAUCGCGAGCAGUAUGGCCUCGGGAGCACUGCUGCCGGAGACUCGGCGCAAAGUCAGCAGCUCUCUCAGUUCCAUCACGGAAGCCAGCCUCGGAGAGCUGGUUGAUUCGCGCGGCCUCGAGUCGGUUGGCAACGCUAGCAGGCAGUCAUUCAGGGAUAAAAUCGAAAUCAAUGUGCCGAGACUACCGCAGACACCUGGGUCGACGCACACAUGCGCGCCCUCUCCCGCAGAGCCGGUGUCAACCCCGUGGAUCGGUUCACCCCUGACAGCUUCCGACACCGACGCGGUGCCGCUGAGGGCGGAAUCAAGACUCUCGUACUAUCCGCCGGCAGCAGCAAUGCGGAAGGUUUCCUGGCCAUGGUUCAAGGCUUUUAGAGGAAAGCAUCAAGGCUCAAAACUCAUUCCGAGACUGAAGAGGUUGAGUGAGCAGCCUAGUGUGUUGACUACUGACAGCCCCGUUUCCGAGCCUACCGUACUACAAGACAAUGGACAUGGCAGAUCCAUCCCUGAUUCGCCGCCUUUGCCACUCACAGAAGUUCCCACUUCAGCUUCCCUCAGCGGGCCGCCUACUAGGAGCAGGAGCGGCUCUGCCGCGAGUCGUUAUCCCGAGAAACUCGAUCAAGUGCAGCCCGAGACGAGCGGUACGACAGCAGAUUCAGCAACCCAAGGUCCCAGCGUGCUCAGCGUCGGAGAGCAUGCCGCACCCAGCUUCCUGGAUCAAGGUGACACGCCCGCAGACUCGCUGAGCAUCUAUGACGACAUAGUCAACCGCAACCCGUUCUGCCCAUCCAGAACGUGGUCGACGGUCCCCAUGACGGAUGAGACGGUGGAUGAGACGGUCGGAAGCCCAGCACUGAGCAGGUCGGCAUCCCAACAGCAGCGGAAUUGGACGGUUCUGCAGGAGUCGCCCGUCAUCACGGGUCGCGAUGACCCGGCGCCGACGUCCGGGAUGCUGCCAGAGAUGGUCUCGUCGGUUCGGUUGCCUCAGGCCAAGGAAGGGGAAGAGGUUCAGGAGGCGGGAAAGGAAGGAGCUAAAGAGAAAGAUGCGGAAGGGGAAGGGGGACAAGACUCUCUGGCGAGCCGAUCUCUCGUGCCGUCAAGCUCAAGGCCCCAGACAGCAACGAGCCAGAACAAGGGGGUUCGAGACCCAGGGUGGUCGGGUCCGCCGAAGAGCCAGUCCAAAGGGGUCUCUUUGCACUCAGAGGGAAGCAAAUCGGACUAUGCCGUGUUCAUAUAGUGAAGGGCAGCUCCGCAUUGUCAGUAUAAGUAC
This is a messenger RNA of Thermothielavioides terrestris NRRL 8126, 3524 nucleotides long. RefSeq lists its product as uncharacterized. Gene Ontology annotation, cellular component: membrane. Lineage: Eukaryota; Fungi; Ascomycota; Sordariomycetes; Sordariales; Chaetomiaceae. Bases 474 to 3491 code for a protein of 1005 amino acids. Gene Ontology annotation, molecular function: calcium ion binding. The record is from RefSeq and is a predicted model, not a curated record. The transcript has a single exon.